CGCACCAUGCACACGCAUUCGACGCCUACAAUUUGACAUUCACAGUUUGUUUAUUAGAACAAGUUGGCAUGCCCGACCAUUCAAACAAAAAUAGCGGCAUAGAAUGCAUUAUUUUGCAUUAAAAUGGAGAAAAAUAAGCGCAGAAGUUCGUUGCGGCAGCCGCCAGCCAGAGAUGACGAUCAGACAGCGGCAGCGGGGACGCAGAAUUGCGUGCUCAAGCGUCGCAUCAGCUUUAGUGGCAAGAAGUCCGUGAGAGAGUUCGUGAAUACGGAGGAGCCUCACUAUUGGGAAGACUCCUACGAAUUAUCGGAUUGCACCAAUGGCGAAGACAACAGCAGAGAGAAGGCGUCAAAAGCUGGCCCCAGCCAGCAGGCCCCGACAGCGGACAAAGAGAAUAUACCCCUGCAGUUUGAACAUGCAAGCACCAGAAUCGAUAUGACGUUGAACCUGCGGACGAGCAUCGAUGUGCCCAUGUUUCCAUGUGAAAAGAAUCGCAAUCGCCCCAAUUGUUCGGUGCCCCGCGAGUCGCUGUUUGCCGAGAGUUUCUCUCUCUCUUCGAUGGGGCGGGACAAGCUAAAGGAUACGCUGUACAGCCAUCGAAUCACGGACAAGACCAUAGAUCUGAUGCAGAUCUCAUCCAAAGUUAGGGAAGACUGCUCGUUUGAGUUGUCCUCGUUUGAAAUGGAACAUAUGAAAACACAACCAACGAAAUCUGUGGGUGAUUCCUUUAUGGACAUCACGCCACUGGGAUAUACUGGCCCAGUUACUCCUGCAGCUGCUGCAGUCCCCGUCCCAGCAGAAAAGGAGAAUGUUGAUCCUGUUCAGAAAUUGGUGCAUAUGGAGGUGGAAGAGGGCCAAAAGGAGAUCCAGAGGCAGGAAGAUAUAUCCUUUGACUGCGACAUGAAUGAUUCCGAUGCCAGAGACCGACUGCCGUCACAUGGCUUCUUUCAGACAGAGCCCAACAAUAGUACCAUCAACUACCUGGGAGACGAGUCUGUUCUCAUUCCAUUCGACAUGAUUUCUGGGGAAAACAUCAGCAAGAAGCUGAACUUUCGUCAACUGAACGAUGACCUGGAAGCGGGAAAGAUUAAGGUCUUUGCGAACGGCCCCAGGACCCCGUGCACAGACCGCAAGGCCAAGCAGAAGAGGUUCUGGCAUGGCCUAGAUGAGGAUCAGGAUCAGGAUCCAAUGGACAUCAACAUAAGGAGCAUCAAGCCGCGCGCAACUUUAAAUUUCAGUGAGAAUAUGACCAUGUCCCCCUUGGCACAAACAGCGCCAGUAACAGUAGCGGCAGUAGCAGAGCCGUUGCCGCGGGAAAAGCUAAAGAUACCGGAUGAUAAGCGCAAGUAUCGGGUCUCGCAGGCGGAUGAGAUGAUGCUGGACAACACGAACUUCCUGGCACAUGCCAAAUUGGGCGAUGAGACCCAAUCUCGCAAUAGUUCCAAGGUCUUAUCGAGGAGAGAGUCUACGUAUGAAAGCUCGGAGCUCGAUUUGGGAACGCCCAAGAGGAACAGCAGCUGCAGACAGGACUUCCAGCCAUCCACCAUGCAGGAGGCACCAUCGAAGCAUUCCAAGCCCAGACAGACCAUUCAUAUGCCUGUGGAAAUGGAGCAGGAUAUGUUUCGUUUGGAAGAAGCUGCUGCCGCCGCCAUCCCUCCAGGGCGCACCUCCUCCUCUGCCAGACUUACCAUCAGCCAGAACGAGUCCAUGGACCAGGGAAAUAUUGUCGACGAGAAAGCCACAGCCAUCCAGUUCGAAGAUAACGUGCCGCGCAAGCGCACCAUAUCGAAACGUAGGGAGACUUUGCUCAUGGAGGAGAGCAUGGAAGAGGAUAUUAUAAGUCCUCUCAAGGAGCUGCAUCUCAAGGGGAAUGCUCAUCCGGCAAAGGAACCUAAGUCCCGUCACACUCUCCACUUGGCGGAACCGUUGGAGGAAGACGAAGCCCUCCCCCGGAAUGCUGCAGCCACUGAGGCCAUAAGGAAAGAUCGUAGGCACCUGGCUGAAGCCGUUCAGGAGCAUCUUCAAAUGGGAAAUCAGAGGUCCAAAGCUAGGCAGAGUAUUCUUCAGGAGGAACCAAUAGAGGAAGAUGUUGACAAUGCAGCUACUGGGGCCAUAAGGAAUGAAGCGGUUCAGCAGAAUCUACCCAUGGGAAAUCAGAGAUCGAAAGCCAGGCAGACUAUUCUUCAAGCGGAACCAAUAGAGGAAGAUGUCACCGCAACGGGGGCAAUAAAAAACAAAUCCGUUCAGAAGCAUGUACCAAUAGGAAAUCAGAGAUCGAAAGCCAGGCAGACUAUUCUUCAAUCGGAAGCAAUAGUGGAAGAUGUUGACGAUGCAGCCACUGGGGCCGUAAGGAAAGAUUAUGAGCACCUGGCGGAAGCCGGUCAGAAACAUCUACCAAUGGGAUAUCAAAGAUCCAAAGCCAGACAGACUAUUCUUCAGUCGGAACCAAUAGAGGAAGAUGUUGACAAUGCAGCUACUGGGGCCAUAAGGAAGGAAGCCCUUCAGCAGAAUCUACCAAUGGGAGAUCAGAGACCCAAGGCUAGACAGACUAUACUUCAGGCGGAAGCAAUUGAGGAAGAGUUUGACUAUGCAGCCACAGGGGCCAUGAGGAAAGAUCGUAAGCAGCUGGCUGAAUCCGUUCAGGAACAUCUACCAAUGACGAAUCAGAGAUCCAAAGCUAGCCAGACUAUUCUGCAAUCGGAAGCAAUAGAGGAAGAUUUUGAUGGAGCUACUGGGGCCAUAAGGAAUGAAGCCCUUCAGCAGAAUCUACCAAUGGGAAAUCAGAGAUCCAAAGCCAGGCAGACUAUUCUUAAGGCGGAACCAAUAGAGGAAGAGUUUGACUAUGCAGCCACUGGGGCCAUAAGGAAAGAUUAUGAGCACCUGGCUGAAACCGUUCAGGAGCAUCAUGUGCCCACUGGAGAUCGUUCGUCGAGAUCUAGGCAAACACUGCUUACGGCAGUACCCAUCGAGGAGGACCAUUCCAUGGCAUACCAGAGUUUCAAACCGAGAAACACUCCCGAAUCCAGGGAGGAGUCGGUGGCCUUCAAAUCCAGAAAUACUCUUAUGCUGGCGGAACUUAUUGAAGAAAAUAUGACAGCCGUUCGGACGUCUAAAGCUCGCCAGACUCUGCUCUUGGCCACCUCCAUGGAGGAGGAGGAGCAGUUGAGGGAACCACCACUCGAGAAGUCUACAAAAGUGGCUCCAAAACGUGGAUCCCGGGCUGAACAGACAUUGAUCAUGUCUGAAUCUAUGGAAGAGGAGGAGGAGCACCCGAAGGAUUCAUCAUUCGGGAAGUCUGCAAAUCGCGGAUCCCGGUCCCAACAGACAUUGAUCAUGUCUGAAUCUAUGGAAGAGGAGGCGGAGAAGGCGGACGACUUCCAGAGCCCCCUUCAAUCAACAGGAGCUCCCCCGGAACUCCUUCCGAUCACUCCCAUGCUGAAACAAAACGGAUCAGGGUCACUUAAUUCCAUGAAUGAGUUUGAAAAGUUCGAGGAAGAGACCAAUCAGGCGGCUACGCCUCGCGGUACGCUUCCUAAGACAUCGGCAUUGCUGCGGAAAAUACGCUCCAUGGGCGAGUCCAUGAGAAUGAGUUUGGAGGGCGAUGCCUUGGGAUGUGGCACUCCUACACGGCACAGUGGAGAUGCCAAGCGAUUGUUCGCCCACCUCACGCCCAAUCAGCCAGAGGCCAAGAAGCGCAAUACCCAUCUCUUUGGGGAUAUGGAGAUGGAGCAGGAGAUGGAGGCGAGUAUUGCCGUUAAAGAAGUGACGGCAGCGGUGGACAUGAACUUUGACUUGACCUUGCAGCCCGUGAGAGGCCUUAUUGGCGAGCACAUGUCGCGACCCACUGUAUUCGAGGAGAGACCCAUCACCGUUUCGGAUGUGUCCGCCUACUUCAAAAAUCUGUCGUGCAAGGUGAAGAAGGAGCCGGCUGAGGGUACGAUGGAGGUGGAGCGCGACACUUGCCCCAGGGACAGUGGAAGCUCCACAGACCGUUCGUUCAAGAGCUACGCACCCACAAACAAGAGGUUCAUCAAUCUGUCCGGGGACACGACCAUCUUUUCGGCUGCCAUAGUGGAGACCAUUGACGUGGAUCAACAGGAGAACAACCAGAUAGACAAUGUACGGCUCAGUUUGGUCUCCACUCUGGCCGAUGAGCCGGACACGGAUGAGGAGGCACCGGUUGAGGACGCCUUGGCACUGCCCAAACAGCCUGAGCCUCAGCCUCAGCCAGAGCCUGAGCCUGAGCACUGCCAGGAGCAGCAGGAGAGCUCUCGAGUGGUGGCUGCUGGGUCCAGUGCGUCCUGCAGGAAGUGCGCGAACUGCAGGAGAUCCCUGAGUGAGCCAAGGCUGAGCAACGACUCCUUUGUCCUGCCCACCCAGCCGCAGUGGGAUAUGACGCGGGAAAUAGAAAUGCUGCGACGCGUGAGAGCGAAGCCCAACCUGGACGACGUGCACAAGUACUGGCAGAUUAAGGAGCAGGAGAGGCAGACGAUCGCCCUGGAGAAAGAGCUGGACAGCUCGAGUGAGGCGUCCGAGGAGGAAGAGUUCAGCGAGUGGGACGUGAACGAGGUGAUGGCGACCUACAAAAGGAAGAUGGAAAGAUUCAAGCGCAGUCUGGCCGACAACCAGGAAGUGCUUCAGCAGAUGCUCGUCCCACUGGAACCAGUGGACACGUUCUUCGAUCGCCUGCACGACCUGCUGGGCGAGCAGCAGCCCAACUGGAUAUUUGACUACCAGCUAAAGGUCUCCCAGAAACUGAUCUUCACCCAUCGACUGCUCACCACAUUCCGCCUGAUCGUUGACUACGAGACUGUGGACGAGUUGGAGACUGCCAUACGGGUGUGCGCCAUCAAUGUGGAACAGGCCACAGUGAUUCUGCCACUGCAGAGCUGGACGGCGUUUGAGCACCUGCUCGACUUUCAGCUGCAGCUCAAGCUGCCAGUAAAUCUCACCGACUCGAUCGAGGGCAGCAGCGUGGAGGCCUUCGCACAGUUUCUGCAACGCAUAAAUGCCAUUUGUGUGGACAUACUACGCACAUUCCACAAGCUAUUGACGGUGCUCACAGCAACAAGGGCGAGUCUUCUAAGGCAAGCCAAUCGAAUCGUUGUCAAGAAGACUGUGCGCCGGCACAUUGAGGUGGAUACACGCACGCGCUUGGAGAAGACCGAUUUCGUGAUUGAAAUCGCCAAUGUCGAGGCAAUUUCGUUCAGGGAUAUUCUGCAGCCAAAGCUACAUUUCUUCAACGAAAAUAUUCAGUUUCUGCCAACGGGAGUGGCCUUUUUGGAAGCAUUUCUAGAUCAUCCCGAACAGUAUCUCAAAGUUUAAUCGUUUUUAAAGGUACAAAAUAAUAUAGUUGAAGCUUUAGCAUUUGUACAAACGAAUAUACUCCCAUAAAAAUUGUUAUUUUUUAAGUCACAGCGGA
This is a messenger RNA of Drosophila pseudoobscura, 5422 nucleotides long. RefSeq lists its product as uncharacterized. Bases 124 to 5325 code for a protein of 1733 amino acids. The transcript is spliced from 6 exons. NCBI's taxonomy places the organism in Eukaryota, Metazoa, Arthropoda, Insecta, Diptera, Drosophilidae. The record is from RefSeq and is a predicted model, not a curated record.